AUGUCACAACCUCCACCCCCCGGCGUCUACGUCCCCGUUCCUACAUUCUUUCUCCCCCGCUCUUCUCCCUCCUACUCUUCAAUCGCUUCGCCCCUAGAUACCGAAACCCAAGCUGCGCAUUCCAUCCACCUUGCUCGUUCGGGCAUUAAAGGAUUGGUCGUUUUGGGUAGUACGGGGGAAGCCGUACAUCUUUCGAAUGCAGAGAGAUAUACGGUUUUGAAAGGAUGCAGAGAUGCGUUGGAUAAAGAGGGAUUUGGAGAGGUAGGGAUUAUCGCCGGGACAGCGAGUCAGAAUAUUCAGGAGGUGGUGGAACAAUUGGGCGAGGCGAAGAAGGCGGGGAGUGGAUGGGGAUUGGUGCUUGCACCGGGGUAUUUUUCGGGGGCUAGUACACAGGAGGGAAUUAUUGAGUGGUUCAAAGCAGUCGCAGACCAAAGUCCCAUCCCAGUAAUGAUAUACCAUUAUCCCGGCGUCUCGAACUCUGUGCGCGUUACUCCUCAAACCUUUACCACACUCGCUGCACACCCCAAUAUCGUCGGGUGCAAACUCUCUCAUGGAGAUAUUUCAUAUCAUGCGCAAAUAGCACUUUCUCCUCAUAUCGACCAUUCACAUUUCUAUACUUUUACUGGAUUGGGUCAGCAAUUGUUGCCGGUGAUGAGUAUUGGAUGUAAGGGAACUAUUGAUGGUAGUGCUGGUUUCUUCCCCAAGAGUGUGGUUAGACUUUAUGAAUUGAGCGUUAAGGAUAAUGUUACGGCGGAAGAGAAGAAGGAGAGAGGGUUGUUGCAGUGGAAGUUGAGUGGUGUGGAGGAGAUUGUCGUGAAGUAUGGGACGGUGGGUAUUAAAGAAUGCGUAUCUAGGAUACUGGGAAUGGGAGAGAAAGAUGGAACGAGGUUACCUCUUAUAGGGGGCAUUCCUGGAGGAGAUGCGGAGUGGGAGAAGUGGAGGGGAGUUAUCGGGGAGUUGGAGGAGGUGGAAAAGAGUUUGUAG
This is a messenger RNA of Botrytis deweyae, 984 nucleotides long. RefSeq lists its product as uncharacterized. Gene Ontology annotation, molecular function: 4-hydroxy-tetrahydrodipicolinate synthase activity. The record is from RefSeq and is a predicted model, not a curated record. Lineage: Eukaryota; Fungi; Ascomycota; Leotiomycetes; Helotiales; Sclerotiniaceae. The coding region runs from base 1 to 984 and encodes 327 amino acids. The transcript has 2 exons.